AGCACUUUGAAGCGGCGCUUCAGGAUGUGAGACUUCGGUAUGCGCGUCGACGUUGGCGUGGCGAUAUGAUUAUGCUUUCUAAUGCCCUAUCUGCGAUGCCCGGGGAACAACAUGCUGCUCCCUGAUAUUUUAAAGACUUGGACCCGCUCCUGAGGCUCGAGGCGGCGUUUCAUCUGUGCACUCAGUCACGCGAGGCUCUUUCUAGUUGAGAUGUCUGGCAAUCUAUUCCUAAGCGCUGUCGCGACAGCCGCCUGGCUUUUUUUUCAACCGUGCUCAGCUCGAGCUAAUAUAGCACUAGCACCACCAGUUUGCUCUGAUGCCCCAACUAGCCAGACCUGGGACUAUAUCGUCAUAGGCUCCGGGGCUGGUGGCAUUCCACUUGCGGAUCGGUUGUCAGAGGCUGGGCAUACGGUUCUCCUUUUAGAAAAAGGUCCGCCUUCGACGGGCAUCUGGGGAGGCACCCUGAAACCCAAAUGGCUAGAAAACUCGACGCUGACGCGUUUCGACGUACCUGGGCUGGCCAACGAGAUUUGGUUCAACCCGACCGGCGUUGUAUGCACGGAUGUAGACCAGAUGGCAGGCUGUCUGCUGGGCGGUGGCGUAGCCGUCAAUUCCGGCUUAUGGUGGAAGCCGCACCCGGCCGAUUGGGAUCAUAGCUGGCCGGAAGGCUGGAAGAGCUCGGAUCUAGUCGACGCGACAGAGCGAGUGUUUGAGCGGAUCCCGGGAACCACACACCCUAGUAUGGACGGAAAGCUAUACCUACAGCAGGGAUUCGAUGUGCUGGCUUCUGGGCUGAAUGCGAGCGGGUGGGAGUUCCUCGUGCCUAACGAACACCCUGACCGCAAGAGUCGUACAUUCGGUCAUAGCACGCAUAUGUUCUCCAAUGGCGAGCGAGGCGGGCCACUUGCGACGUACUUGGUCGAUGCGAGCCAGCGCAAGGAAUUCACGCUUUGGAUGAAUGCAACGGCGAGAAGGGUUAUCCGCGAAGGAGGUCAUGCGACUGGUGUCGAGAUCGAGUGCAGUGAAAAUGCCACAGGCCGUGCCGGUGUAGUUUCAGUCACCCCUGGAACAGGCCGUGUCAUCUUGUCUGCAGGCGCGUUUGGUUCGGCAAAGCUCCUUUUCAGAAGUGGUAUUGGACCAAAGGACCAACUAAACGUCGUGAAGAAAUCGACGUCCGAUGCCGAGACAAUGAUAUCUGAGGAAUCCUGGAUUGACCUACCUGUAGGAUACAAUCUAAUUGACCACGUUGGGACCGAUAUUGAGGUUGCUCACCCCGAUGUCGUCUUCUACGAUUUCUAUGGAGCAUAUAGAAACCCCAUUGCAAGCGAUACGGAGAUAUACUUGAAGAACCGCACUGGUAUUCUCACCCAGGCAGCGCCUAACCUAGGUCCUAUCUUCUGGGAGAUCAUUCCCGGUGCGGACGGGAUAGACCGUCACUUGCACUGGCAAGCGCGGGUUGAUGGCUCUAGGAGAACUUCUAUGAUGAUCACUCAAUACCUUGGGACCGGAUCAACUUCAAGGGGUCGCAUGGUGAUCACACCUCAACUCAAUACCCGCGUGUCCGUACCUCCUUAUCUCCGAGAUGUCAACGACAAGGAGGCUAUCAUUGAAGGGCUCGAGAGGGUGCGUAAGUACUUCGCGCCCAUCUCCAACUUGACGUGGGUUCGGCCGACUUCGAGCCAGACGUCGAAGCAAUUUGUUGACUCGAUCCCUGUGAUACCAGCAGUGCGAUGCGCAAACCAUUGGGUUGGGACGGCCAAGAUGGGACUUGAUGACGGCCGAGUAGUCAAUGGCACAUCGGUUGUCGAUACGAACACCAAGGUCUACGGUACGGACAACCUCUUCGUUGUCGAUGCGUCAAUAUUCCCUGGGAUGAUGACGGGGAACCCAUCUGCGAUGAUCGCUGCUGCUGCCGAGCAUGCGGCGAAGAGGAUACUGGCGCUUCCCGCCUAAUAGAUGGCCGCAGCAAAUGAGGGGAUGAUCAAGGAGAAGGAUAAUACGAAAUAGCAUGGUUUAUUAAAAUUUGGUUAU
This is a messenger RNA of Daldinia caldariorum, 2031 nucleotides long. Its product is annotated as putative cellobiose dehydrogenase. NCBI's taxonomy places the organism in Eukaryota, Fungi, Ascomycota, Sordariomycetes, Xylariales, Hypoxylaceae. Bases 211 to 1953 code for a protein of 580 amino acids. The record is from RefSeq and is a predicted model, not a curated record. Gene Ontology annotation, molecular function: oxidoreductase activity, acting on CH-OH group of donors; flavin adenine dinucleotide binding. The transcript has 8 exons.